GCCGCACACUGACCAGGGACCUCCAUCCACAGCCCAUGCCCCACUCCCCUCUGGGGCUGCAGUACCCCUGUCUAUGAGGUAGGGGCUUGCAUUCCUGCACCAUUUGCAUCUGAUGAUGAUGGGUGGUCUGCCAGCCCCCGGUAGGAGGAGACACAGCUCAGUGACAGUAGGUUUGGGAGGCCCUGGUCACCUCUGUGAUCCGGUAUUACCAUGUCCUCCUGGGUCCUCAUCCUGCUGCAGAUGGUGACAGCAGCCUGUGCCCAGCUGCAGGUCACCACCUCCCCUGUUCCUGUUGUCACCGAGGAGGAGGCCACAGCCAUCUUGCAGUGCAAGUUUACCUCAGGCGUGACCCCCGUGGACCCUGCCCAGGUGCACGUGGUUUGGAAGAACGAUGGAAAGAAGGUUUUGUCCUACGUGGAGAAGAUCACGGCUUUCAGACCCGGGGCGGAGAUCACGGAAGAGCUCCUGGCACAGGGCGAUGCCACACUCUCCCUCCCUAAUGUCACCCAGGACGAUGCCGGAUUGUACUCCUGCAGUAUCCGCCUGGCCACCGAGCAGGGGAUGCAGAGUGUCAGCCUGAUUGUCAAAGACCACCGAUACAUCAGCGUUGACGGGACCACCGUAAUCAUGAACCAGUCUAACGAGUUACGCUGCUCAGCGAGUAACCUGUCGUCUUCUGAGGUGACGUUCCAGUGGGUGAGGGACGGCGUGGUCCUCAGCACCUCCGCCCCGCAUUUGGUGGAAGGUUCCGUCAGUCAAGGGUUUAAGGUGCAAAGCUCCUUCUGCUUCACUCCCGUCCUCGGGGACGACAAGGCCCAUUACAUCUGCCAAGUCGUACAAAAGAAAUCUUCCCACGCGCUCAAGAAAUCGUUCCAGCUGACGUUUGGAGUUCGGCCAGAGGUCUCCUUCUACCUCUCAGGCAAAGGCCAGAAGAACUCGUCCUUAAUCUGCCUGGUGUCGGGGUUCUACCCCGAUGACCUGAGCCUGGCAAUAAAGAGAGAAGGCCAGCUCCUGGGGUACAAAACCAACAAAUGGAGGAACGCCAACGGCACCUACACUCUAGAAGCCGCUUACCGCACCAACGUGACAUACACGGACAGCGACGUGGAUUACUCCUGCACGGUCUACCACCCUACGGUUCCCGGGGGUUCCACCGAGAAGCUGAGGUUCUUGGUUGACACGUAUGUACCGAAAGCCCUAUGGAUUUCUGCGGCUUGUGGCUUCUUACUGGUAUUCGGAAUUCAGAUUUUCUGCAAACACGUGACUGACGUCUCCAUGUGCAAGGACUGGACCGAGGGCAGCAUAGCAGUCCUGAAGUGCAGCAUUGCAGGCCGGUACCCUAAGACCAUCACCGCAGUGUGGCUGAUCCGGCAAGGCGAGAAGGAGAUUGAGGUAAAGGAGCGGGGCUCCCUCCACUCGGCCGGGGACUACCGAGAGCUGCAGGAGCAGGAUUCCUACACCUGCUGGAACAUCCUGAAGAGCACCUUUGUGGGUGGCAUUCGCCACUCCCUGUCCUCCAUCCUCUGCUUCCAGGUGCGCAAGGAGCAGCACGAAGGGGCAGAGUUCAUCUGCCGCUUCAUGAGAGCGGGAAAGAUUCUGCAGGAGAAGAAAUAUUUCGGAACCGUGCUGGAUAAUUACGGAUUCUACUCGGUUUCUGAAGUUUGUGUCCCCGAGCUCUCUAACGAGGGCGAGAAGUUGACCCUUAGCUGCGCUAUGCGGGGGAAUGUUCCCCACGAGAUCCGAGUGAUGUGGGAGAAGUACUUGAACGAAGAGCGGACGAUGAUCGUGAAGGAACAAGAUCCCAACUACCAGGUCACCGAGAACAAGUCUCCGGGGCAGAUCUGCUCCUUUCUCACCUUCUGCCCAACAUGUGAGGAUACCGGAGCCGUGUUUACGUGUUCGUUCACUGAGAACGAGGGUCGGGUCCUCGCAGAGCGCAGCUCAAAGCCUCUGAAAGUGGCCGAACUGAAGAAGAACAGCUGGUCCAGGACAUACCAGGACUGGGGCUUCCGGGCAUUUGACGAGACUGUGAUUACGGAAAUGUGAUCUAGCCCUCCGCUCUGUACCGAUCCCACCUCAUCCUCCCUCCUAUCUGUUUCAUGUCUUGCUUUCUGAUCUCGGCCCGCAGCCCCAGGCAUGCAGCACAAUGCAAAUGAUCUGUUUAUCGACAGCUGGGCUCUAGGGAUCAAACUGGGCCUCCUCAUUACCAACUUGAAACCAUGAAGGGCACAAAAGCUUAUGGUGGAUGGUGUAUAGUCUGUUACAGCGCUACGUAUAGUCUUUAAGUGUUACAAAUCUGGAUGUCUGCAUAGGAAAUCGGUCAUCUCGCAGUGACUGAGACAGUGACGUUUCUGCCUGGAUAUAUGAACACUUCAUCUUGUACUGGCGGGUACUGAGAAAGUGGAAACACGUUGUAAGAAAUGCAAUCACUGGGCACAAGUCGGCACAGCUAAACACAACAUGUGCACCACCCUCCAUCGCAAUGUGACAAAUACCGUACCUAGUCUUGUAGCAAUACUGUAUGUGGCAUCGUUCAUACUGUCACCGCUAUUUAAUAUAUUUAUUGAACUUUGUUGAAACACAAUGUGUGGCAUACGAAUUAUAUAUAUAUACAUAUACAAAAUAAAUUAUAUAAAAAGGAGGAUGGUGGUGCACAAACUGUAAAAAAGAAAUAAAAUGAUAUUUUUCAAGUUUCUAAAACAUGAUGAAUUAAUAAACACAGUUAAAUCAUCCAUGGAAACUAGUGAUGGUCAGUUGAAGACUUUUAUUAGAGAAAUGUUAAAAAAAAUUCUUGUAUUGUAAUUGGCUAUGUUAUCUUAGUUGUUAAAAGUUGAAUAAAAAAAAUAGUUCAACCUU
Pseudophryne corroboree (corroboree frog) is the source of this 2856-nucleotide messenger RNA. RefSeq lists its product as uncharacterized. The coding region runs from base 211 to 2046 and encodes 611 amino acids. Gene Ontology annotation, molecular function: antigen binding; immunoglobulin receptor binding. The record is from RefSeq and is a predicted model, not a curated record. Gene Ontology annotation, cellular component: immunoglobulin complex, circulating; extracellular exosome; blood microparticle. Lineage: Eukaryota; Metazoa; Chordata; Amphibia; Anura; Myobatrachidae. The transcript is spliced from 8 exons. Gene Ontology annotation, biological process: complement activation, classical pathway; antibacterial humoral response.